UGGAAUAAUAAUCGACUAGUUCACAGUGAUUUGUGAAUAGUAUUUUUGCUUGGAAUGCAUAUCCCUAUUGUGAAUGUCAUUUCUUAGGGAUGACUGUGCAGCUCAAAGUGCCAACAACAUGGGAACAGUCCCAUGAGUGUAUUUAGUAUUGAGGUGAAUGAGCGCUGUGUGUUAGUCAUGAUGAAGAGGAUUCAUGUGUGAGCUCUCCCAGCAGCUUGUUGGCUUCAUGUGAAGGCUCUGCUAUGAGUCAGUGUGAGGACAAAGAGGAGGGAGUCCCUCCCUCUAAAACCACUCUGCGUGGGGAUCAUGCUAGCCAGACCAGAGCUCAGAGGAUCCAUCAGGAACCAGACAGUCCUGAACCUGAACCCAGCUGUGUGUCCAUGAAGAGUGACUGGUCUAUGGGACGUCCUAUAACCUUCAAAGAUGGACGCCGCUCUGUUGAACAACGGAGGAAGCUGGAAAAACCCAGACCUGAACCCAGCUGUGUGUCCAUGAAGAGUGACUGGUCUAUGGGUCAUCCUAUAUGCUUCAAAGAUGGACGCCGCUCUGAUGAACAAAGGAGGAAGCUGGAAAAACCCAGACCUGAACCCAGCUGUGUGUCCAUGAAGAGUGACUGGUCUAUGGGUCAUCCUAUAUGCUUCAAAGAUGGACGCCGCUCUGAUGAACAAAGGAGGAAGCUGGAAAAACCUGAACCUGAACCCAGCUGUGUGUCCAUGAAGAGUGACUGGUCUAUGGGUCAUCCUCCAGCCUUCAAAGAUGGACGCCACUCUGAUGAACAACGGAGGAAGCUGGAAAAACCUGAACCUGAACCCAGCUGUGUGUCCAUGAAGAGUGACUGGUCUAUGGGUCAUCCUAUAUGCUUCAAAGAUGGACGCCACUCUGAUGAACAAAAAGUGGACCAGGAGAGCUUGGAGGUUCCAAGUUUUCAGUCUGCCCAGCAGCAUCAAACACACCUGGACUCCAUAUUUAUGCUGCUGGAGGAGAACAUCGUCACUUUUGUGAAGAACGAGCUGAAGAAGAUCCACAAGGUUGUAAAUUCAGAUUACCCAGAAUGCCUAGAGAGUGAGAGGGAGGAUGAGGAGGUGUUGGACGGUGAGGAUGAAGAGAAGAGGAGCAGCAGAGAGGAAUUUCUGAAGAUCACACUGCACUUCCUGAGGAGAAUGAAGCAGGAGGAGCUGGCUGACUGUCUGCAGAGCAGAACUCUUGCUGCAGUUUGUCAGCGUGAACUCAAAUCUAACCUGAAGAACAAGUUCCAGUGUGUGUUUGAGGGGAUCGCUAAAGCAGGAAACCCAACCCUUCUGAAUCAGGUCUACACAGAGCUCCACAUCACAGAGGGAGGGACUGCAGAGGUCAAUGAUGAACAUGAGGUCAGACAGAUAGAAACAACAUCCAGGAAACCACACAGACCAGAGACAACAAUUAGACAAGAAGACAUCUUUAAAGCCCCACCUGGAAGAGAUGAACCAAUCAAAACAGUGAUGACGAAGGGAGUGGCUGGCAUCGGGAAAACAGUCUUAACACAGAAGUUCACUCUGGACUGGGCUGAAGACAAAGCCAACCAGGACAUACAGUUCACAUUUCCAUUCACUUUCAGAGAGCUGAAUGUGCUGAAAGAGAAAAAGUACAGCUUGGUGGAGCUUGUUCAUGACUUCUUUACUGAAACCAAAGAAGCAGGAAUCUGCAGGUUUGAAAAGUUCCAGGUUGUGUUCAUCUUUGACGGUCUGGAUGAGUGUCGUCUUCCUCUGGACUUCCACAACAACAAGAUCCUGACUGAUGUUACAGAGUCCACCUCAGUGGAUGUACUGCUGACAAACCUCAUCAGGGGGAACCUGCUUCCCUCUGCUCACAUCUGGAUAACCACACGACCUGCAGCAGCCAAUCAGAUCCCUCCUGAGUGUGUCGACAUGAUGACAGAGGUCAGAGGGUUCACCGACCCACAGAAGGAGGAGUACUUCAGGAAGAGAUCCAGAGACGAGGAGCAGACCAGAACAAUCAUCUCCCACAUCAAGACAUCACGAAGCCUCCACAUCAUGUGCCACAUCCCUGUCUUCUGCUGGAUCAUGUCUACAGUUCUGGAGGAGGGAGGAGAGCUGCCCAAGACCCUGACUGAGAUGUACAUCCACUUCCUGGUGGUUCAGUCCAAAGUGAAGAACAUCAAGUAUGAUGGAGGAGCUGAAACAGAUCCACUCUGGAGUCCAGAGAGCAGGAAGAUGAUCGAGUCUCUGGGAAAACUGGCUUUUGAUCAGCUGCAGAAAGGCAACCUGAUCUUCUAUGAAUCUGACCUGACAGAGUGUGGCAUCGAUAUCAGAGCAGCCUCAGUGUACUCAGGAGUGUUCACACAGGUCUUUAAAGAGGAGAGAGGACUGUACCAGGACAAGGUGUUCUGCUUCGUCCAUCUGAGUGUUCAGGAGUUUCUGGCUGCUCUUCAUGUCCAUCUGACGUUCAUCAACUCUGAAGUCAAUCUGAUGGCAGAAGAAGAAACAACAUCCAAGAAGUCUGAGACACACGUCUACCAGAGUGCUGUGGACAAGGCCUUGCAGAGUCCAAAUGGACACCUGGACUUGUUCCUCCGCUUCCUGCUGGGUCUUUCGCUGCAGACCAAUCAGACUCUCCUACGAUGCCUGCUGACACAGACAGGCAGUAGCUCACAGACCAAUCAGGAAACAGUCCAGUACAUCAGGAAGAAGCUCAAUGAGGAUCUCUCUGCAGAGAAAAGCAUCAAUCUGUUCCACUGUCUGAAUGAACUGAAUGAUCGUUCUCUGGUGGAGGAGAUCCAGCAGUACCUGAGUUUAGGACUUCUCUCCGAAUGUAAUCUGUCUCCUGCUCAGUGGUCAGCUCUGGUCUUCAUCUUACUGUCAUCAGGAGAAGAUCUGGAUGUGUUUGACCUGAAGAAAUACUCUGCUUCAGAGGAGGCUCUUCUGAGGCUGCUGCCAGUGGUCAAAUUCUCCAACAAAGCUCUACUGAGUGGCUGUGACCUCUCAGAGAGAAGCUGUGAGGCUCUGUCUUCAGUCCUCAGCUCCCGGUCCUCUAGUCUGAGAGAGCUGGACCUGAGUAACAACAACCUGCAGGAUUCAGGAGUGAAGCUGUUGUCUGCUGGACUGGAGAAUCCAUACUGUACUCUGGAAACUCUCAGGCUGUCAGGCUGUCUGAUCACAGAGGAAGGCUGUUCUUCUCUGGCCUCAGCUCUGAGCUCCAACCCCUCCCAUCUGAGGGAGCUGGACCUGAGCUACAACCAUCCAGGAGACUCCGGAGGGAAGCUGCUGUCUUCUGGACUGGAGGAUCCACACUGGAGACUGGACACUCUCAGGGUGGAGCCUGCUGGAGUCCGAUGGUUGACACCCGGUCUGAGGAAGUAUUCCUGUAAACUCACACUCGACACAAACACAGUGAACAGAAGGCUCAAACUGUCUGACAACAACAGGAAGGUGACACAUGUGGAGGAGGUUCAGUCGUAUCCUGAUCAUCCAGACAGAUUUGACUCGUGUCCUCAGCUGCUGUGUAGAGCUGGUCUGACUGGUCGCUGUUACUGGGAGGUCGAGUGGAGAGAAGAUGUUUCUAUAUCAGUGAGUUACAGAGGAAUCAGCAGGAGAGGAGACGGAGAAGACUGUUUGUUUGGAAGGAAUGAUCAGUCCUGGAGUCUGUGGUGCUUUGGUGGUCAUUACUAUGUCAGGCACAAUAACAGAGACACACCCAUCAUCGCCUCUUCCUCCUUCUCUGGUACAGUAGGAGUGUAUGUAGACUGUCCUGCUGGCACUCUGUCCUUCUACAGAGUCUCCUCUGGCACACUGAUACACCUCCACACCUUCAACACCACAUUCACUGAACCUCUUUAUCCUGGGUUUGGGUUUUGGUCUGGUUCUGGUUCUUCAGUGUCUCUAUGUUCUCCUCACUGAUCUCUCACUGAUUGUAAAUGCAGUUGGAGCAGGUGAGGGUUACCUGAGCUGGUCUGGACUCUGAGGUGUUGAGAUCUCUCAGUGUAGACGGUGACGUUUUGCCGGCCUCAGCCAACCCGUGACAACCCCCCCUUCUCCCCCUCAAACCAGCGUGUGUUGUGAGACUCGACUCUGUGCUGGAGACUAGGGAGACCUUUUUAAAAGUCUCUGUGUUCAGCUCUCCGUUGACUAGCGUUCAUAUUGUUUCCUAAAUAAGGUCCCAUGGUGGUCACAGGAAGGGGCGGGACUUCUCCUCUCUAUAACGGGGGACUUGUGGUGUUGCAGACGGCUGAAAGAGCCGACAAUGUAAUGACCUGAAAUGAUGUGUUGUCUGAGAGAAGGUGUGAAACAUUCACUUUAACUUUGUCUAUAAAACUGAAACAUUUCUUUGUGAGAAGAAACACCUAAAAAACAACUUGUAAAAGAUUAGUUUGAUUUGAAUAAACUGAAUUCAUCCUC
Messenger RNA from Sebastes umbrosus (honeycomb rockfish), 4391 nucleotides. Its product is annotated as NACHT, LRR and PYD domains-containing protein 3-like. The coding region runs from base 243 to 3893 and encodes 1216 amino acids. The record is from RefSeq and is a predicted model, not a curated record. The transcript is spliced from 15 exons. Lineage: Eukaryota; Metazoa; Chordata; Actinopteri; Perciformes; Sebastidae. Gene Ontology annotation, molecular function: protein binding.